AUGACAGAGACCCAAAACAAAGGCAAGGGACGUGGGACAUCCACGUCUCGUAAACCUAAAGAAAAGAAGCCACUUACUAGGCUAGAAGAGAUGGCUAAACAAGCAUACGAAACUAAGAAGAUUAAUAGCACAAUAUCCAGUGACUCAAAUCUUAGUCUGAGAUCUUUCAAGGGUGUUAGAGCCUCCAGUAGCGAACCUCCAAUGAGCGCGAGACCUAAGAAAUUUACUAAUGGUGAUAAUAAGUUUAACAAUAAACCUCCCGCAUCUAAAAGUGGUAAACCGGCGCAGAAAAAGCCAGCCCCCCCAGGCUCCAAGUUCAACGGGAAACCCCAAUCUAAAACUGGACCAAAACCUAAGUCAUUAACCAAAAGACCUGGGCAUGCCACUGCUGUCUCGAACACAACGUUCAAUCCAAAAGAGCCUGCUCUCAAAGGUUCCAGUGAGAAAUUCAAUGAGGUGUCAAAGGUGCCAGAUACUAAAGAAGCCUCUUUGAGUACCACACGCAAGCAGGGUAGUUCCGCGGUUAAAAAAGCAACCAAAAUACCUUCAAAGGGCGGUAAAGGAAACGAUAAAGCAAGCCACGGAAGGAAAGGGCAAGCAAAACAGGCACCAGCCAAAUUUAAAGCCAGUCCCACGAAGUCAGGAACCUACAAGUCAGCAAAUGUCAUACCGGAAAACAAGUCCGUGGCUGGCAAAACACAACACGUUAAGAAGCAGCCACAAGAAGCCCCCGUCGUAAGCUCUCAACUUCAACAGCCAAAUCUAGAGGACUGUGAAGAAGGGGAGCCGUUAAAGAAAUUUACUCAAUACACUCCUAAAAGCUCUUAUCCUAACUUGGACGAGUACUUCAACGAGUUCUCAUUUGCACUAUUCUUAGAGGAGAGACUUGAGAAUGAUUUUUUGCAAAACUUUGAGAUUACAUGGGCCAAGGAUCCAAAAGAGCGAGCAUUAGUAGUGAGAAUGAGAGCAGAUAGCGACGAGCUCAAGAAGUUGCUCCCUUCUCAUCUCGUAAAACUAGGACGCCUUCCCUUUACCAAACAACAGCCUUUAAUGCUCACAAGUCAGGAUGAGACAAAAGUGUGGUACACAUUCGUGAGAGAAUUGGAUUCCAAAAAAAAUAAUAUAACAAUGCUCCUUGAACUUUAUUCUUGGAAUAAAUUACAACUUCCGAUAAGAGCGGCUAACGAACAAUUUAAGAUUUUGCCGUGCUCCGCGCAAGUUAAUAGAAUCAUGUUUGCCAUGACUCGGGUGCAAAAUCCGAAAUUCAUCAAAUUACUCUUAGGUCAAGAGCUUAUCAAGCAAGUGAACUUCAACAAUAGAUUGCAGUUCACCAAAGACACUUUCAAUGAUUCUCAGAAAUCAGCCAUUCAACAUGUGUUGAAUAAUAGUAUAACUGUUCUCCAAGGUCCCCCAGGUACCGGUAAAACAUCCACAAUUGAAGAAAUUAUUUUACAAGUUUUAAGCAAUUUCCACACUAUUCCUAUCCUUUGUGUUGCGGCGUCAAAUAUUGCCAUCGAUAAUAUUGCAGAAAAGUUCAUGGUUGGCAGGCCAGACAUAAAGAUCUUGAGAAUUUUAUCACAAUCGAAAGAGGCUCAAUACAACAACGAGCACAUGCUGGGGAAAAUAUGCUUACACAAUAUCGUUUACGAGCAAUUACCAUCAGAUAUGAAGGAUAACAUCAGCAAGUUGAGAUCGGGAGUUCCUGGCCUUGUUUCCAAGAAUCAGUACAGCAAGCUAUUAGAUACUCAGAAUGCGAUUUCAGACAGACACAUUGCUCAAGCGCAAAUCAUUUUUACUACAAAUAUUGCCUCCGGUGGCCGCCAGUUAAAGGCUAUCAAAGAACUGCCGGUGGUGAUUAUGGAUGAAUCAACACAAUCAUCAGAAGUUUCGACUUUGGUACCACUUUCGCUGCCAGGCAUCAAAAGAUUUGUUUUUGUUGGUGAUGAGAAACAGCUGUCGAGUUUCAGCAACGUUCCACAAUUGGAAAUGUCUCUUUUUGAAAGAAUUUUGACCAACGGCACUUAUGAGAAUCCCCACAUGUUAGACACCCAAUAUAGAAUGCAUCCUGCCAUCAGCGAAUUCCCAAUAAAGACUUUUUACAAUGGCAUGCUUAAAGACGGUGUCACUGCCGAACAAAAAAGUUGGCCCGGAUUGACACGGCCUUUGUUCUUCUUUCACUGUAAUAACGGGCCGGAGAAUAAGGUAUUCAAUUCCAAGCGUGGAAUGAGAGGUUUCACUUACAACAACACUCACGAAGCCGAGGCUAUUGUGGCGGUAUUGCACAAGCUCAUCAUUGAUAAGAAGGUUGGGAGAGAGGAAAUAGGAGUGAUUACACCUUAUUCGUCGCAGAGAGAUCUGAUCUCGGAAAUGCUGGUGCGAGACCCCGUGGUCAACCCAUCGGGUAAAGCUAUGGAGCAAGAAAUGGACAAGGAUGACGUCCUGGGCGGAGGAGAAUCUGUCGGCGGCACGGGAAACAAAGUCACCAUCAACAUCGUCAAUGGUGUGUUCGUCGCCACGGUAGACUCGUUCCAAGGGCACGAAAAACAGUUUGUGGUCUUUUCGUGUGUGCGUAACAAUAGUGAGAACAAUAUUGGGUUUGUCAAGGACCGGAGACGUAUGAAUGUGGCAUUGACCAGAGCGAAGAACGGGCUGGUAGUGGUCGGUAACAAAGACGUCAUGAGACAGGGCGAUCCAUUGUGGGCUGAAUACGUGGACUACGUCGAAGAAAAAAAUGUCGUUUUCGAAAGUCUGGACGAGUACUAG
Molecule: messenger RNA, 2763 nt
Organism: Lachancea nothofagi CBS 11611
Lineage: Eukaryota; Fungi; Ascomycota; Saccharomycetes; Saccharomycetales; Saccharomycetaceae
Source: the annotation of a GenBank genome assembly